Molecule: messenger RNA, 2032 nt
Organism: Drosophila subobscura
Lineage: Eukaryota; Metazoa; Arthropoda; Insecta; Diptera; Drosophilidae
Exons: 2
Coding region: 83-2002 (639 amino acids)
Source: RefSeq, a predicted model, not a curated record
CAUCUAAACAUCAUCACAGUGACACAAAUUUUCGUUAAAUUUUUAGUUUCCUUACGUUUUUUUGUGUGUGUGAAUUGUGGAAAUGGGAAGACUUGGCACCGAACUCCCUGUGGCGCCUUGGCAUCGAGGCUUGUCGCUGUCACAGAUCAGAGCGGCCUGCGACCUGCAGACUGCACUGAGCCUCGACCUAGAGGAGGAGACGACGCAUCGGGUGAAGGAUUGCUUGAUGCGCCUGGGACUUUGUGGCCAGCUCGAUGUUUGCCUCUUGCACAAGACAAUGCAGCUCAGUCGGGGCAACAAUUUGGCCUUUCUGUAUUUCCUAUACACGAUGCAGUACGAAUCGGAGUAUCCGCACAAGAAGUACACACUCAAUGAACAGAUCAUACUGUCGGCCAUUGCGUACUUGGAUAUGCCAGCCACCAUUGAGGCCUUGGACAAAAUUGUGCCCAUGGCCAGGAAGCGCAUGAAAACGCAGCACGCAAAGCCAUAUCCGAGCGAAAGAAGUGGCAAAGUUGACACCACACAGGAUGCCAAAAUGCUGCCAUACUUUGAAAAGCAACACAAGCCCAAGCUGAGGCAUAGGCAUUUACAAUCAGCACCUGCCCAUUUCGCGGUGAGCAUUCCCAACGAAUUCAAGGAGUCGCUUCAGCCGGAAAACCGCUGGUUUGCCGACUACGGAUUCCAGCCAGCCAAGCGUAUUGUCAAAUCUGUAAUCAGCGAAGAGAUUGUCAAACUCUUCGAUAGAAUAGACGAGUUUCGGGGGGUUCCCGAGACGGAGCCGCUGGAUAUGUGCGAAUUUCAUCAGAAGAGUCGUUCGCUGGAGCGGGCAGCGUAUCUGGAAAGGCAGCGCCAGCAAUGCCUAUCCAUGAUUGACUUGGAUGAAGAGCGAAAGUUGCUAACGAGGCGACGCAUUUCCAAGCAAAUGCAGCUCGAUGUGCAGAAAUAUAUGCAAAAGUUUGAUGAUCAUCGCUGGAGUCGGGGAGUGCCGGCAUUUCGGCAAAUCGGAUGCACUGCCUGCCGUCUGCUGGGUCCCACACCUCUGCCUGUGAUGGUAAUGGCCGGUGUGGGCGAAGGACGCCAUCAGUGGUCGAAGAUGUCAGCAGACGGCAGCAGCGAGCAAGUGCUGCGGCUCGGUGGCGGACAGGAAUCGAGGCCACCAACUCCGAGCCUCAACUAUUUCCAAGGGACCAAGCUGCAUGCUCCCUACAUAUUCGAUUAUUUUCGACUGCUUGGCCGUUACAGCCAGAUGUCAUUGUCUGCUGGCGAGUGCAUUGAUGGCGCUGUGCUAAAGGCCCUUGACGAUGUUGAUGACAGGGAAAAACAAAGGCCCAUCAUGGCGACACGAUGGCAUAUAAGCGAUGCCGUCAAUCAGUGUGUGUGGAGAAUCUAUGAAAAGAGUCUGAUGGCUGUCAAAAACUGUGAGAAUCCAAAGGAGCGUCUCAGCUAUGGGGAGAACAAACACUUUGAUGCCGACGAUGAGGUUUUCAUGGAUCGCAUGCUUGAGGAUGCCUUCAAGGCGCUGCAAAAGAAUAAGAAGCUCGUGCUGCCUACCCUGUGCCAUGGUCACCAGGUGCCAGAGCUGCGCGAAUGGAUUAGGCGUCGCUACGGCAAGCGGUAUACGGCGGCGACGCAUUCCGAACUGCAGUUCGAAUCGCAGUUCACAACGAUGCACCUGACGAAGAUGCACCACGAGCUGUACACCAGUUUGAUGGGGCAGCACCAGGAAUCCAAACAGCAGAGCAGCAUUAGCGGUGCACGCCAUGACCUAUUCCUGGCCAGAGCCCAGAAGUUUCGGCUUUGCUUCAAGGAACGCGUCAACGAGAUUGUCAUGGAACGGACGCGCCUCUGCUGGCGGGCUAUGAACUAUCUACGAACCAAAAACUACACCAGUCUGCAGCAGACCUUCUUCUCGUAUCUGCCGGGAAGUGCCUGUGAGACGGUUCCCAUUUUCACGAAUACCAAACACGUGAAUGGAAAAUGUGGCAGAUCACUCGGCAAAUGAAUUUCGUCUGAAUUUAUGGACAGUACAAUG